Myotis davidii is the source of this 1768-nucleotide messenger RNA. RefSeq names its product actin like 7B (gene ACTL7B). NCBI's taxonomy places the organism in Eukaryota, Metazoa, Chordata, Mammalia, Chiroptera, Vespertilionidae. The record is from RefSeq and is a predicted model, not a curated record. Gene Ontology annotation, cellular component: nucleus; cytoplasm. The transcript has a single exon. Bases 443 to 1687 code for a protein of 414 amino acids.
UGGAGUUCUGAGCCUCGAUUUCCUCAGCUCUGCCUACCUCGUGGGAUUCUGUGAAAUAACGUGUGAGGUGUCGGUGCAGUGCCUGGCUUACUGUCAGGGCUCAAAUAUGCAUCACCCUUGCAGCCAAGAAGCAGAGGAAGGACAGGUGUCCAGUCAGUGAGUAGGAGAAUAGGAACAGGGAAGUAAGGGAGUAGGAGCAGAAACCUCUGAGACCCCAGUGUGCUGGCCACUUAGUAGGUCCUGAGCAAAGUCAAGUUAGGCAGAGGGGUUGGGAUGGCAGCUCAUGGGUGCCAAGGCCAAACCUCCCUGACAGCCGGAAUGGACCAGCCUCCAGUGACAUCACAAUCCUGAGUGGCCGCUGAGGCACUGCUGGAGGUGGCCCCUCAUUUCUCUCCACUGAGCUCUAGGAUGUGGAAGCGAGAAAGGUGAGCAAGGAAGGCAGAUGGCAACGAGGAACAGCUCAAGCCCCAUGCCCAUGGGCACGGCUCAGGGUGACCCAGGAGAGGCAGGAACGCUGUCAGCUCCAGAUACUGGCAUUCGGGACAGAAGUUCAGCCACUCAGCUGAAGACGAAGCCCAAGUCUGUGCGCAGGCUCAAGGCGCUCAUCAUCGACCUGGGCUCGCAGUACUGUAAGUGUGGCUACGCAGGAGAGCCGAGGCCCACCUACUUCAUCUCCUCCACCGUGGGCAAGAGCUGCUCCCAGAUGGGCGACGCCCGCAAGAAUACCUAUGUGGGCCACGAGCUGCUCAACAUGGAGGCACUGCUGAAGCUGGUUAACCCUCUAAAGAACGGCGUUGUGGUGGACUGGGACUGCGUGCAGAGCAUCUGGGAGUACAUCUUCUACACGGCCAUGAGGAUCCUCCCCGAGGAGCAUGCCGUGCUGGUCUCCGACCCCCCGCUCAGCCCCAGCAGCAACCGGGAGAAGUAUGCGGAGCUCCUGUUUGAGACCUUUGGCAUCCCCGCCAUGCACGUGACAUCCCAGUCGCUGCUGUCCAUCUACUCCUAUGGCAGGACCACAGGAAUGGUGGUGGAGAGCGGGCACGGCGUCUCGCACGUGGUCCCCAUCUCAGAGGGCAACGUGCUGCCGGGCCUGGCAGGCCGCGCCGACUACGCCGGGGGCGACCUCACCAACUACCUGCUGCAGCUGCUCAACGAGGCGGGCCACAAGUUCACGGACGACCACCUGCACAUCGUGGAGCACAUCAAGAAGAUGUGCUGCUACGCGGCCUUGCAGCCCGAGGAGGAGGUCUGCCUGGCCCUGGAGGAGCUGCGCGUGGACUAUGAGCUCCCCGAUGGCAAGGUCAUCACCAUCGGCCACGAGCGCUUCCAGUGCGCCGAGAUGCUCUUCAAGCCCACGCUGGUGGGCAGCAGCCUGCCCGGCCUCCCCGCGCUCACAGCCACUUGCCUGGGCCGCUGCCAGGAGGCGGGCUUGAAGGAGGAGAUGGCCGCCAACGUGCUGCUGUGUGGCGGCUGCACCAUGCUGGCCGGGUUCCCCGAGCGCUUCCAGAGGGAGCUGAGCCUCCUGUGCCCCGGGGACAGCCCCACCGUGGCUGCGGCUCCUGAGAGGAAGAACUCCGUGUGGACCGGUGGCUCCAUCCUGGCCUCCCUGCAGGCCUUCCAGCAGCUCUGGGUCAGCAAGGAAGAGUUUGAGGAGCGGGGCAGUGCAGCCAUCUACACCAAGUGCUGAGCGCGGCCCGCCAGGCCAGGCCUCGUGGGCAGGCGACCUGAGGCCCCUCCAUACAUUUACAGAGUUUCACAUAAACAUUUA